AUGGCCACCAUCUUCAACAAAUUCCGCAAAUCAUCCCAGUCAGACGCUCGCAGCAGGCGCUCCGCAUCUACCAACUCCACCUCGGGUCCUCUCGACGACGACGACGCCCCCCGCACAUCCACCGCCCCCUCCCCCUCCCCCAGCAGGAGGACAGGCGCCUCGGGAAGCCUCUUUAUCGAAGACUUUGCCCCGCCCACCACCCCAUCCAGCAACGACAACACUGCAACAUCGAGCGGCGCCACUGAAUCGCGUACUCCCAACAGACCAGGUGUCCUCUCAGUACCCAGCUCGGCGCAGCAGCAGCCUCUUGGCACUCCCAAAUUCACCCUCACGCAGGACGGGUCCAACAGCCCCCGAAGCUUUGACGGGAGCCCUGUGCAGAAUCGCAGCCCCGCCAUGAAUGACAAUGGAUCCAACGAAGCUGUGGGUCUCGGCUUUGGCAAAUCGAACCCCCGAUCUUUUGAUCAAGACGACCUCGAGACUCCCACCCUCGACUCUAGCUUUCCCAGCACCUCAUCCAACCGCGUUUCCGCAGUGUCUAUCGCCGCUGACCCGUCGUCGCGUGAACGAGCCAACUCCCUCGCAUUCGCCGAAGGCGAUGUCCGAUCGCGCAGUGGCUCUAUGGUGUCCCGUAUAACCCACAGACACGGGCCUGCCUCGCCCAGUAGUCUCAUGCCCGCCGAUCAGAAGGGCUCGGUGUCGAGCAAAAAGUCGCGCAAGAAGAGGGACCGUCGAAGGUCGGUCACUUCGACUGCAUCGGGACAAUCUUCAUUGGCGGCGCUUGCAAGGGGUGGCCUGCAGAUGGCUGGACCUGGGACAAUUGGGGAUGAACUCCAUAUCAAGCAGCACAAAGGGCGAAGGGUCACAAGUCCUCUCAAGAGGAGCCCUUACCUCACUCGAGGAGAGGAGGGCGAUGGGGACGAGUUGGACGACGAGUACGGGGAAGGGCUCGACGAUGAUGAUGACGAUGAUAGCGACUUGGAAGACACACUGUCGGUGCUGGGGUAUGCUGUGGCGAGCAACAGGCGGAACGCCGACUUUCAUCAAGUGUUCCCUGGCGUCGAUGAGGGGGACUAUCUCAUUGACGACUAUGGCUGUGCCUACGCCAAGGAUAUUCUUGUUCAAGGUCGCGCAUACAUUUCUGAAAAUUACAUUUGCUUUCAUGCCAACAUCUUUGGCUGGACCACUGACCUGGUCAUCCCUUUCACGGAAAUAAAAAGUAUAGAAAAGAAGAUGACCGCCCUCGUCAUUCCCAAUGCCAUCGGCGUAAAUACCGCCACAGCCCGAUAUACAUUCGCAUCCUUCAUCUCUCGAGACACCGUCUACGAUGUCAUGAUGAACAUCUGGCGCCUCUGCAAUCCCAACGCAGUCAUGUCCUCUCUCUCCCUCCCCGGCACGAAUAAUUCCCGCCCUGCGUCCAUCUCUGGCGAGCUUGCUGACGCCGAAGGCGAUGCGUCUUCGGGCGCCUCGCCUGGGCAACAGAUCAUUGGAGCGAGUGUCAAGGGUGCUGGAUCAGAGACGCACAAACCCACACAAUGCGCAUGUGGGAAGGACGGGAAGCAUUACCCCGAGACAGCGUUGGAAGCCACUUUCCCGAGUACACCAGAGAAGGUUUACAACCUCAUGUUUAACAGUGGAUGGUUGAAGACCUUUUUGAGUGAUAGCCAGCAAUUACGAGACAUAGAGUACUCGGACUGGCGCAUCGGAGAAGGGUCAGACCAGCUCACCCGCUCAUUAUCCUAUAUCAAACCUCUCAAUGGCUCCAUCGGCCCAAAGCAGACCACCUGCCACAUUACUGAUUCGCGCGACCAUUUCGAGCCCGAAGAUUACAUUGCGAUGGUGACUACCACGAGGACACCGGAUGUGCCGAGCGGAGGCGUGUUUAGCGUCAAGACGAGGACUUGCUUCAUGUGGGCCCGGGGAAACUCGACCAAGGUUGUCGUUACCACUGGGGUUGAAUGGACUGGAAAGAGUUGGAUCAAGGGAAUCAUUGAAAAGUCUGCCAUAGACGGCCAAAAGACUUACCAUGACGACCUCAAACUAUCCAUGCUCUCCUACAUCCAAUCCCACAUCUCUGAAUUUCUUCCUCCCGGUACCCAGGCAUCUGUCGAUACGCCGGUCCCUGGAACUCCUGCAGCUGAAGUCGCCGCUGCCGCCGAUAAGCAGACUGAGGCGCAAGAGUAUGCCGAAAAGGCGAGGAAGGAUAGACAGGAGCAGGACUGGGGCAUGGUGCAAGCGGGAGUCGAUUCGCUCGUGGCCGGAGGGAAGGGCGUCGUCUCUGGAUUCAAGUUCUGUGUGGAUGGGUUGAGCGAUUUGGUCUUUCCCUCGGGGCUGUCAAAACAAUCUGUGACGACCGUCGUCAUCAUCAUUCUCGUGAUCUCCAACGUCUGGACAUACAUCGCCUUCUCUGGUGGCCAGCAGCGUUCAUUUCUAGAGCGUCGUUCGGCUAAACGCGGGAAUGACGAAGUGGCCGAGGCGGUCAAGAUGGUGCUCGGGCAGAGGAGGGAUCCGAUUCAGGAGGCGCAGGAGUUGGUCAGAGUUUUGGACUUUGUGGAAGGGAGAUUGGGCAAGUUGAGGGAAGAAGCGAAAGAGCUGGGUGACAGUGCGGUAGGAGGUGGGGAGAACAAUGGAAAGGAUCUCGAUUAA
Molecule: messenger RNA, 2646 nt
Organism: Cryptococcus wingfieldii CBS 7118
Lineage: Eukaryota; Fungi; Basidiomycota; Tremellomycetes; Tremellales; Cryptococcaceae
Exons: 7
Coding region: 1-2646 (881 amino acids)
Biological process (GO): intracellular sterol transport
Cellular component (GO): cortical endoplasmic reticulum; endoplasmic reticulum membrane; plasma membrane
Molecular function (GO): sterol binding; sterol transfer activity
Source: RefSeq, a predicted model, not a curated record